AUGUGCCACUUUCGGGUCUCCUCACACUGCUGCCAGGUCCAUACUGAUUCAUGGCCCCCUGCCUCUGUAUGGCCUUCAAUUUAAGCUGCUUACGCUUCGCCACUCUGCCAUGGGCCCCUGUACCGCCUCCUCUUGCUGCUGCCAGGUCCAGAGUGUGUCAUGGGUCCCUGUACGGCCUCCCAUUGCUGCUGACUUCAUCGCCAGACCCUGCCAUGUGCCACUUUCAGGUCUCCUUACACUGUUGGUGGGUUCCAUUUUGUGAUAGGGUGCUGUAUGGGCUUCCAUUGCUGCUGCCUCCACCGCCACCCUGCGCCAUGUGCCUC
This is a messenger RNA of Staurois parvus, 323 nucleotides long. The record is from the annotation of a GenBank genome assembly. Lineage: Eukaryota; Metazoa; Chordata; Amphibia; Anura; Ranidae.